AUGCCGUCGAACAAGAGGUGUGCUAAACAUUCGGCGGGUAAAGCACUUGUCUCUGGCAAGAAAUCAAAGCAAGCGUCCAUAAAAAAUGCCCGGUGUGUCGUCCGCCCGUGUAGCCCAUCCACAUCGCACAGCCUAACCUUGACGAAAAUCGACAACAAUGGCGCCACCACGGUAACCGGGAGGGCUCUUUCUGCGGUAGUACAGGCAGAAGCAACUCCUGCUGUGGUGAUUAAAGCCACGUUUAAAGUCGUUGUCUUGGGCCCGGUCAACAUAGACUACGAGGCUUCAUUUGGCAGCCCUGCUGUGCUGGACUUUUUAGACCUUGUGCGGCGACGACACGCUGUCAAAAUUGAGAACGAUGUCCCUCUCCCAAACAGCCUCACAAUUAUCGGCGCAACUCGGGAUGCAAUUCAUUCGGCGCACAAAGACAUCAAUGGCUUUAUGCACAACCUGAGAUCGCCGAUGCGGCACCAAUUGCAUAUGAUACUGCCUCUCGGUGGUCGACGCAAGAAAUUGACUUUGGUUAGAAACGCCAGUCACCCCGAGCUGGCACGAUGCUGCUUCGAGGACGAGGCCGACGAUAUGAAGUGCGAGAGCAUCGAUAAGAUGUGUCUGGCGGAACAAAUAUCCGGCUUCCGCGUUCAGUUCACUCAAUUUGCUGACGUACUACGUUCCGUGCCAUCCAACCUCCACAUGGUGGUCCAAUUUGGAAGACUGCUUUCUAUCACGCAAGAUGUCCAAUGCCCGAUUUCUUCUGAGGAUGUUGCUAAACAAAUAGAUGCGGCCAGAGGCAAGUCUAUUACUGAUGAAGACGCUAUCUUCGAGCACAGAAUUGGCGGUGCCGAAGUGUUUGGUGCUAUGCAGCAGCAGGUGCUACGCUCAGGAGACGCGUUCUAUCCCUGCUCUUCUGUUCUUGAAAGUCUUCUCGACGUUGAGCCACAAAGGUUUCUUGUUGGCAUCAUGGAGACUUUCCGGUUCGAGAUAGAGAUUGGACCUCCCGGUUCAGCUCCUGAUAAACGUUCCGCUAGCCUAUCUAAUCUUCGGGUUUUCCAAACAAUUGGGUCCGAAGGGAAGGCGGGGCUUACAAUUGCUUGUCCCAACCGAGAUAUUGACUGGAAGCUUGAGACAAUCCAAGAGCUGUUACCGGGGGAAAUUCCAUCCACUAUAAAAGCUUUUCUCGAAAGCGUCACUGUCGUCGACCAUAAAGAGCAGGACGGCUUUCCCAUGCCAGUUUUUAGGCCAGGAUUGAGCAAAGAGAACCGAGUCAAGCAACUGAUCGGUAAAACAGCCUGGACUGUGGGGUAUAAAGGUACGCGGUAUAUGUUGGAGCUUUGCCUGUACCACAAGAUUUCAACAUCACAUAUGGGAGAAGCGCCCAAUGACCAAGGUCAGGUGGGAAUGUCAAUCCUGAAUAGCGGAUGGGAAGAAACUCUCAAAUCACCUGCCACUGAAGGUGGUCCCCGAGAUCUAGGAGCAAACUGGGACCGAAUAUUUCGCCCUAGGAACGGGCGAGGGACACCGGAAAGUGGAAUCGAGAGCUUCCUCAAGCUUGUGGAUCGGGUUCUGGUUCUCUGGCACAGAGCAAACGGUGAUGCCACUCGUUCCGUGGCGUCACAACCUAUUACGGAGAGUGCAGAGUACGCCGUCCGCACGUCUCAACCUGAUCCACUGCCGAAAUCCAGUUCCGUGGACCUGGUUACUGGCCACAACAUUUCGGGAAAUCGCAUCUCAAGCCACCUUUUCGCCGUCUCCAACAAUCAGGAGGAGGAAGUGGAUUUGCUUAUAUUUGAUUAA
This is a messenger RNA of Sporothrix schenckii 1099-18, 1794 nucleotides long. RefSeq lists its product as uncharacterized. The record is from RefSeq and is a predicted model, not a curated record. Bases 1 to 1794 code for a protein of 597 amino acids. NCBI's taxonomy places the organism in Eukaryota, Fungi, Ascomycota, Sordariomycetes, Ophiostomatales, Ophiostomataceae. The transcript has 4 exons.